CACUUUGACCCCGCCCGUGCCGCUUUGAAUUGUGGGACUGGAUUCUAAAACAUCAACAAAAAUCUUUAUGCUGUUACUGUUCACAGAUAACUGCUCGUUUUCUGUUCACCUCGGCGGUUCCCUGCGAAACAGAGAUGGAAAAUGUUCACCUAGCCGUAGAGGAGGAGGAUCUUUAUUCGGGCUACAACGACUAUAACCCCACAUUUGACUCCGAGGAACUGGAGAACGAUGUGGGCUUCCAGCAGGCAGUUAGGACCAGUCAUGGAAGGAGACCUCCGAUGACUGCGAAGUUUCCAGGCACCGCCAUCGGAGGUCGACCUUUAGUUUCAUCUUUUGGUUCCCGAAUCCCGAUGGCUUCAUCAAUGGGCAGACCCAUGACUGGAGCUGUCCAGGAUGGUGCUGCCCGUCCGAUGACUGCUGUCAGAGCUGCAGGUUACUCAUCCUCACUGAUGCGCGGCUCAACCUUUGACCCCCUGGGACAGUCCAAGGGGCCUGCGCCUCCACUUGAAGCAAAGAAUGAAGACACGGCGGAAGAGAAGAUCAAGAUCCUGGAGAAGAAAGUGAACGACCUGAUAGAGGAGAGCUGCAUGGCACAGAGCAUAGGCGCCUUUCAGCUGGCUCUUGAAAAAGCCAAAGAGGCAGGGAGGAAAGAGCGAGCGCUGAUCAGACAGAGGGAAGCGUCCGGCAACACGGAGCACAUCAACUUAGACCUCACUUACUCUGGAGAGGUAAUAAAACAGGGAUCAAAUAUGACUACCGUGGCAGCAAGCAUUUCGACUCAGCUACACAGGCAGUAUGAGCAGAGAAAAGCUGUUUUGCUCAACCUUGCCAACCAGUAUGCGAACAAUGAAAUGUACCCGGAGGCUCUGAACAGCUACCACGUCAUUGUGAAAAACAAGAUGUUCACUAACGCAGGCCGCCUCAAAGUCAACAUGGCCAACAUCUACUUUGAACAGAAGAACUACCCUAAAGCGAUCAAAUUCUACCGCAUGGCGCUGGAUCAGAUAUCCAACACUCACAAGGAGCUGAGGAUCAAGAUCAUGCAGAAUAUCGGAGUGGUGUUUGUCCGCCUGGGCCAGUACUCGGACGCCAUAACGUCCUUCGAGCACAUCAUGACCGAGAGUCCCAACAUAAAGACCGGCUUCAACCUUAUCCUGUGCUACUACGCCGUUGGAGACAGAGAGAGGAUGAAGAAGGCCUUUCAGAAGCUCAUCUCCGUUCCACUGGGCAUCGAUGAUGAAGAUAAGUACAUCCCAGCCAGUGAUGACCCCAGUUCCAACAUGGUCAUUGAGGCCAUUAAAAACGACAAGCUUCACCAGAUGGAGAGGGAUCUGAAAGUCCUGGCUGAGAAGUACAUCAUGACUGCGGCCAAACUCAUUGCUCCGGCCAUUGAGACUUCCUUUGCUAGCGGCUUUGACUGGUGUGUUGACAUGGUGAAGUGCUCGCAGUAUGUCGAGCUAGCCAAUGAUCUGGAGAUAAACAAAGCCAUCACAUACCUCAGGCAGAAGGACUUCAAUCAGGCGGUGGAAACUCUGAAAACAUUCGAGAAGAAGGACAGCCGAGUGAAAAGCGCUGCAGCCACCAACCUUUCUUUCCUCUAUUUCCUGGAGAAGGACUAUGAUCAGGCUGACCGAUACGCUGACCUCGCUAUGAACGCCGAUCGCUACAACCCCGCCGCCCUUAUCAACAAGGGCAACACGGUGUUUGUCAAAAAGGACUACGAAAAGGCUGCUGAGUUCUACAAAGAGGCACUGAGGAAUGACUCCUCGUGCACCGAGGCCCUCUUUAACCUGGGUUUGUCCUAUGAGAGACUGAACAGAUUGGAGGAGGGCCUGGACUGCUUUCUGAAGCUUCAUUCAAUUCUGAGGAGCAGCGCUGAAGUCAUGUAUCAGCUGGCUCACCUCUACGAGCAGCUCGGAGACCCUCAGCAAGCGAUCGAGUGGCUGAUGCAGGUCAUCAGCGCCACUCCCACAGAUCCACAUGUACUGGCCAAACUGGGAAAGCUGCAUGACGACGAGGGGGACAAGUCCCAGGCUUUCCAGUACUACAGUGAGUCUUUCAGGUACUUUCCCUCCAACAUCGACGUGAUCGAGUGGCUCGGGGCUUACUACAUCGAGACCCAGUUCUGUGAGAAGGCCAUCCAGUACUUUGAACGAGCAACGCUCAUACAGCCAAACUAUGUGAAGUGGCAGCUAAUAGUGGCGAGCUGUUACAGAAGAAGUGGAAACUACCAGAAAGCUCUGGAAACCUACAAAGAGAUCCAUCGAAGGUUUCCGGAAAACGUGGAGUGCCUGCGCUUCCUGGUGAGGCUGUCGACAGACAUGGGGCUGAAGGAAGUCCAGGAAUAUGCCACCAAGCUGAAGAAGGUGGAGAAGAUGAAGGAGCUCAGAGAGCAGAGAGUGAAGUCGGGCCGAGAGAACAGCGCCAGAGGUCGCAGGGAGGGCAGCACAGGGAGUGCUGAAAAUGCCAAAGCAGAGCCUCAACCUGAGCCUAAACAGUUCAGUCCACUGUUGGACUCAGACAGCGGCCGCAGCAGCAGCAGCAGCUCAAAGGGGGAGCGUCUGAGCGCCAAGAUGAGGUCACUUCCUGGGUCCAAUGAGCCCUAUGAAGCCAGCAGCCCAAAAGAGCUGGAUGCCUCGUACGUGGACCCGCUGGGGCCUCAGAUGGACAGACCAAAGACGGGGGCCAAGAAGCCGGCGGAUGACGACGACUUUGCAGACGAAGACCUGGGAGACGAACUGCUACCGGAGUAGAUCCAUCGACUCUGAGAGCUUUACCUCUGCUGGUAAUGAGCGACUGGCCUCCUGAUCGGAGACGAGGAAGAAGAGGUUGAAAUGUUCUCCUGUGAAGGAUCAUAUUUAUAAAAAGCAAAAACAAACCUGAAUGAAUUUUUAAAAAAGCACCUGUUAGCCACACACAGUCAGUAUAUGUGUGAGUAAACCUCUUUAGAGAUGGAAAAUGUCUCAGCAAACCGGAUCUAAUCCAACUCUUGGCUCAAAUGAAUUCAUAUUUAUUUUUAUUUUUUAGUCUCUUGAGUAUUUUUUUAAUAAACUGUUAACUACUCCAGAGAAAUCUUUGAGAGGCGUUUCCUUGAGAGCAAAUUUCCCCUAAAACUUAAAGGAAAACCUUACAUUUGACCUCUGACCUCACUUUUAGGAGUCAAAUCUCUCUUUCUUUCUUGAUCUCUUCCUCAUUCUCAGUUUAUAUGAAAUGUCCAUCGUUCUAUUCAGAAUCAGAGUGACAAAUGUGAACAGAUCUGAGGACUACUCCUGAGAUGUUAUUCAAAUCCUGAAUCUGUUUCCUGUGGAUUUGGAUCUCUGCUGUCCUUCAGAUACCGGGACUAUAAAUGGACAAAGAGUUUCUUGGGUGCAAAUGUGCAACUACAUGGCAUGGAAGUAAUUUUAUGAUUCCUAUGCCAUGGAAGUCAUAAAUGAGAUGUAGAUAAUUUUCUACAUCUCUGCUUUUAGGUUUUUCAGGUUUAAAUAUGUUCAUUCAAGGAUCAGUAUUAUGUGUUUUCCAGGCACAUAAUGCCAUUUUAUAGCACAAUCAAGUAACUAUAUUACCUUCAGUUGUUAUAUAUAAAAAAAGCUCUAUAUAUCUAAUAUGGCUUAAUAUAAAAUUGACUUCCUAAUUUAAUGCCUUGAAAUUGGGCUGCUGUCACUUUAAGAAGCUCCUGCUCUUUCUGAAACUCCGCCUUCAGGAAGUCAUUGCAACAUGACUCCUCUAUUAACCCUUUAAUAAUGUUUUUAUACUAGCGUUGCUCUGAGGAGUAGCUCCUAUAUUGAGCUCAGCUGUUGCUCAGCUCCAGCAGGUGUUUGCUAAUUGAUGCUGACUAGUCUGAAGGAGCCGAGUGGAGGAGGCUGCAGCUUUGAGGAGGAGCUUUGUCUUCGAAGGCAGAGUUAGGUCUAUCCAGGCGUUUUACAUAGUUGAAUGGUUGCCAUGGAGAUUAAAGGAUUUCUCAAACAUGCAUGAAA
This is a messenger RNA of Xiphophorus couchianus (Monterrey platyfish), 3974 nucleotides long. RefSeq names its product intraflagellar transport 88 homolog (gene ift88). Lineage: Eukaryota; Metazoa; Chordata; Actinopteri; Cyprinodontiformes; Poeciliidae. The record is from RefSeq and is a predicted model, not a curated record. Gene Ontology annotation, cellular component: ciliary base; ciliary basal body; non-motile cilium. Gene Ontology annotation, molecular function: kinesin binding. Gene Ontology annotation, biological process: intraciliary transport; non-motile cilium assembly; kidney development. The transcript has 27 exons. The coding region runs from base 135 to 2753 and encodes 872 amino acids.